Messenger RNA from Pezoporus flaviventris, 1975 nucleotides. RefSeq names its product HDGF like 2 (gene HDGFL2). Gene Ontology annotation, cellular component: nucleus. Bases 51 to 1964 code for a protein of 637 amino acids. Lineage: Eukaryota; Metazoa; Chordata; Aves; Psittaciformes; Psittacidae. Gene Ontology annotation, biological process: regulation of transcription by RNA polymerase II. Gene Ontology annotation, molecular function: transcription coregulator activity; double-stranded DNA binding. The record is from RefSeq and is a predicted model, not a curated record. The transcript is spliced from 16 exons.
GCCGCGCCGCUGCCCGGUGGUGCCCGCGGCCUCCGCCGCCCGCGGCCGCCAUGCCGCACAGCUUCAAGGCCGGGGACCUGGUGUUCGCCAAGAUGAAGGGGUACCCGCACUGGCCGGCACGGAUCGAUGACAUCGCGGACGGCGCCGUGAAACCCCCCCCGAACAAGUACCCCAUCUUCUUCUUCGGCACCCACGAGACCGCCUUCUUGGGCCCUAAAGAUCUCUUCCCUUAUGAGAAAUACAAAGACAAAUAUGGGAAACCAAACAAGAGGAAAGGCUUCAACGAGGGGCUGUGGGAAAUCCAGAACAACCCCCACGCCAGUUACAGUGCCCCCCCGCCCGCGAGCUCCUCGGACAGCGACGUGCCCGAGAACGACCCCAUGGGGGGAAGCGAUGCUGGGGACGAUGAGGAGGACGCUGCCAUGGCCGGAGUCACCACGGAGAAGAUGGAAAGCGAUGAGGACUCGGACGGAGGCAGCGACCACAGCGGGCUCAAGCGGAAACCGCUGCCUAUGAAGAUGCCAGUGGCAAAACGGCCUCGGAAGUCCUCCAGUGACCUGGAUCAGGGCAGCCCCUCCGGGACGGAAGAGGAGAACUCGGAAUCGUCCUCCGAGUCGGAAAAGAACAGUGACCAGGACUUCACUCCCGAAAAGAAGCCGGUGGCCAGGGCUCCACGGAGGAUGCCGGCGGUGGGGAGGAAGAAGAAGAAAGUGGAGUCCGGCUCCGACUCAGACUCCAAAGCGGACUCGGAUUCGGAGCUGGGGAAUGCGACUGUGAACAUGGCCAAGUCAGACUCCAACUCGGAUUCGGACUCGGAUGUGUCUGUGAAGAAGGCUCCACGGGGCAGGAAGCCAGCUGAGAAACCCCCUCCCAAGCCCCGGGGCAGGAAACCGAAGCCUGAGCGUGUCCCAACCAGCUCCAGCAGCGAGAGUGACAGUGACAGCGACGUGGACCGCAUCAGCGAGUGGAAGAGGAGGGAUGAGGAGCGGCGGCGGGAGCUGGAGGAGAAGAGGAAGAGGGAGCAGGAGGAAGAGAUCCGUCGGCUCCGGGAGCAGGAGAAGGAGGAGAAAGAGAAGAGGAAGGAGAAGGCAGAGAAGAGCGAGGAGGUGCACUCGGACUCAGACAGCAGCGCAGAGGAUGAAGUGGCCAAAAAGGGCCGGAAAGGCCGGGCCAAGGCCCCUUCCUCCUCGGACUCUGAGCUGGAGCUGGAGAAAGAGGUAAAGAAGCCAGCGAAGAAGCAGCCCUCGGAGUUGUCAAGGAAACCGAAUCAGAAGGAGAAGAGGGGCCGAGCAGAGGAGAAGCCACGGAACAAACCCUUGAAAGUGGAACGAGGCCGGAAGAAAUCCGACCUGAUCCCUGAAAGGAGGAUGGAGAAGAAAAAGGAGCCCACAGUGGAAGAGAAACUUCAGAAGCUUCACAGUGAGAUCAAGUUUGCGCUGAAGGUGGAUAACCCGGACAUCAAGCGGUGUCUAAAUGCACUAGAAGAGCUGGGCACACUCCAGGUCACCUCUCACAUCCUCCAGAAGCACACUGACGUGGUGGCUACGCUGAAGAAGAUCCGUCGCUAUAAAGCGAACAAGGACGUGAUGGAGAAAGCUGCUGAGGUCUACACCCGGUUGAAGUCGCGUGUGCUCGGACCAAAGAUGGAGGCGAUCCAGAAAGCCAACAAAGCCGGGCCUGAGAAGGACAAGGGGGAGGCGGAGAAGGGGCAGGAGAAGCUGGCAGGAGGGGAGCCCCGCAAUGAGAAGGGGGACGAGGAGCCGAGUGCCGACUUGUCAGGUCCUGUGAAUGGUGAAUCCCUGUCCCAGAAGGCUGAGGGCACAGAGGAGAAGGACAAAAGCCAAGGGCUGGGAGCCAGCGAGCUGGAGGCAUCCACGGAGGAGCCCCACAACAACAGCGUGCAGGACUACGCCAAGGCCGAGCGAGCCGUGGUGGAGGCUGUGGAGGAUGUGGAGGAGAGCUGAGGAGGAGGAGG